AUGCGUCAUAUUCUGGCGGCCGGGGUGCUCUACGGCCUCGUGGCCUUCGCCUCAGCGCAACAGAUUGAUGGAGCUGGAAAGAAAACAUGCACGGUCAAGGCCAGCGGAACCAAUGCCACCGACGACGCGCCCGCUAUCCUUGAUGCUUUCAAGACAUGCGGUCGACGUGGGAAGGUCAUUUUCGAGCCCACGACUUACUAUGUCAACUCGGUCAUGAAUGUCACCUGGUUGGAUGAUGUCGAAAUUGACCUCCUAGGCACUCUUCUGUGGAGUACGAACAUCUCGUACUGGCUCGCAAAUUCGCUGGACGUGGGUUACCAGAACCAAUCUACGGCCUUCAUCCUCGGCGGCAACAACGUGCGAAUUAAUGGCCACGGAACGGGAACUUUUGAUGGCAACGGUGACUAUUGGUACCAGUGGAUUCGCCAGCAACCCAACACGUCCAACUAUCCCGGCCGGCCGCACGCCCUCACCCUCAAUGGGCUGAAGAACUCCGUCGUUCGUGGGGUCAAUUUCCUUAGGAGUCAGAUGUGGACUAUGUCCAUCAUCUACUCUCACAACGUCGAGUUGGACAGCAUACUCGUCAACAACACUGGCAACCGCUAUCAGAGUUCCAACACGGAUGGAGCCGACACAAUCCGAUCAUCGAACAUCAAGUUCAACAACUGGACAGUCUACAGUGGAGAUGACAGUAUCUCACUGAAGGCGAACAGCACCGAUGUCAGCAUUACAAACUCGAAGUUCUAUAACGGACUGGGCAUUGCGUUGGGAAGCAUUGGGCAAUACAACGGCCAGUUCGAGACUAUCGAGAGGUUGAACGUCAAGGAUUGCUACUUCGACAACACCCUUCAUGCCGUAUACUUCAAGACAUGGACUGAUGAUCAGAACGGCUACCCUCCUAAUGGUGGCGGUGGUGGUCUUGGCUUUGCGUCGGAUAUGUCAUUCAACAACCUGACUGUGAAGGGUAUGCGUGGCGCCGCCGUAGCUAUCUCGCAGUGCACCCGCUUCAGUGGCGCCCCCGGCGUGGGCAACUGCACCAACUCGCAGUUCCAAAUUCGUGACAUCACCGUCAACGGCAUGUCCGGCACAACGAAGUCUUCCCGAGUUGCGAGUCUACAGUGCAGCGCUGUGGCACCAUGCACCAACAUUGGGCUCUUCGAUGUCGACCUUCGCUUCGACAAUGGCACAGCUGCGGCGUCUUAUCUCUGUGGGCACGCUGAGAACCCGCUUGGCUUUGAGUGUACCGGCACUCCUUGCGUGGGAGGAAGUGCCACGGGAGAAUGUUGA
Colletotrichum chrysophilum is the source of this 1287-nucleotide messenger RNA. RefSeq lists its product as uncharacterized. NCBI's taxonomy places the organism in Eukaryota, Fungi, Ascomycota, Sordariomycetes, Glomerellales, Glomerellaceae. The transcript is spliced from 6 exons. Bases 1 to 1287 code for a protein of 428 amino acids. Gene Ontology annotation, biological process: carbohydrate metabolic process. The record is from RefSeq and is a predicted model, not a curated record. Gene Ontology annotation, molecular function: polygalacturonase activity.